Cyprinus carpio (common carp) is the source of this 4165-nucleotide messenger RNA. RefSeq names its product integrin alpha-M-like. Gene Ontology annotation, cellular component: external side of plasma membrane; integrin complex. Gene Ontology annotation, molecular function: integrin binding. NCBI's taxonomy places the organism in Eukaryota, Metazoa, Chordata, Actinopteri, Cypriniformes, Cyprinidae. The record is from RefSeq and is a predicted model, not a curated record. Gene Ontology annotation, biological process: cell-matrix adhesion; integrin-mediated signaling pathway; cell adhesion mediated by integrin. Bases 116 to 2911 code for a protein of 931 amino acids. The transcript has 29 exons.
UUACCAUUAGAUUUUUCUCUCAGUCCCAGCUAAGAUUCUUCACUCAGACUUGUGACUCAAUGAGUAUCAGUCUCUUUUGUUCACCCUCCACCUCUGUUUGUACCUUGGUGCAGAAAUGGACCAGAAUUUCUGGUUGCCACUGUGUUUGUUUUAUGUAUUCCAUUCAUUAACGGCCUUCAACAUUGAUCCUGCGACAUGGAAGACCUUCACAAACAAUGAAAACAGUGGCUUUGGCUAUAAAGUGAUACAGAAAGGUGCAAGUCUGCUUGUGAGUGAUCCUUUAAUACAACACAGCCAAACUCAAAGAGGACAAAUUUAUGACUGUUCUGUUACCAGAGGAAACUGCGUGCCACUGGCCAUUACUGUCCCAGCUGAAGCUGUCAACAUGUCCCUUGGACUUUCAAUGUCUCUAGAUCCUCAGUCUUCAAGAACAGUGGUUUGUGGUCCAACCAUACCUAAGAAUUGUGACGUAACAACUUACAAUGGCAUGUGCUUUAAAAUCAGUUCAGAUAAUGUUGUGAGCAGAUCUGUGCCAAGGACUCUGAGAGAAUGCCCAAAAUCACAGAUUGACAUUGCUUUUUUAAUGGAUGGAUCUGGAAGUGUAAAUUAUGAGGAUUUUAAAAAGAUGAAGGCUUUUGUUAUAGAAAUGAUCAAAAGUUUUAUAGACCAUGAUGCACAGUUUGCCAUUGCACAGUUUUCUACAAAUUGUUACAUUCAUUACAAGUUUAAACAAAGUUUCAAAAAUGCCAAGCUGUGGGAAGAUGCAGUGACUCAGAUAUCUCAAAAAAAAGGAUGGACUAACACCGCAAAAGCUAUAGAACAACUUGUGAGGGAGCUAUUCAUAAGUGAAGAAGGUGCAAGACCAUCAGCCAGUAAAAUUCUGGUUGUUAUCACAGAUGGUGAAUCAACUGAUCAUUUCUUGUCUGAAGCUGUCAAAAAAGCACAAGCAAAAAAUAUAACACGAUACGCUAUUGGGGUUGGCAAUGCGUUUGAUAUUGACAAAGCAACAAGCGAGCUGGCAAUUAUUGCAUCUUUACCCACCAGUAAGCAUGUGUUAAAAGUAACUGACUUUGACGCGCUGGAAAGUAUUCGUGAACAACUCAAAGAGAACAUUAUUGCCAUUGAAGGAACCCAGACCUCUGGUGAUUCAUCUCGGAUGGAGUUUUCACAGGAUGGGUUUAGUGCAGCAUUUACAUCAAAUACAGAUAUAAUAAUGACUGCAGUGGGAGCUUUCCAGUGGAAAGGUGGAUAUCAGCUGUAUAAACAGAAUGAACGGUUAAAUGUCUUUCAAGCUGGAAGUGAGCAUGACAGUUAUUUAGGUUAUUCUUUGGCAAUAGCGACAAUGUUCGGAGCAAAGUAUGCAGUCAUGGGAGCACCGAGAUACAAGCAUAAGGGAAAAAUAACUGUUUCAAGAAUUGAUAAUAUUCGAAGCAAUUUAAAGGAACUGGAUCCCCCUAAGCCUCAGAUUGGCUCAUAUUUUGGAGCCGAGGUUUGUGUGGUGGAUUUGAACAGUGACUCCAGAACAGACCUCCUGUUGGUAUCGGCACCAACAUACAUGGAGCCUGACCGGGAGGGCAAAGUGUUUGUUUACACCUUCACUCGUCGGUCUCACUUCGUUUUUUCGGGUAUGGUGCUGGUGGGAAUGGCAGGUCAGAGGGGUCGGUUUGGUUCUUCUUUGGCCAGUCCAGCAGAUCUGAAUAAUGAUGGUUAUAUGGAUGUGCUGAUUGGAGCUCCUUUAGAGGCAGAUGGACAGGGCAGCAUCUACAUCUUCAAUGGAGGAGAAGAUCAAAUAAAUUCUGCAUACUCACAGAGGAUUGCUGGAUCGUCUGUGCGACCAGGUUUGCGGUUCUUUGGGAUUUCACUAAGUCAGUCCUCUCUAGACCAGACUCAAGACAGCCUUCCUGAUAUUGCUGUAGGGUCCAUGGGAGCAGUUCUGCUUCUCAGGUCCAGACCCAUCAUGCAUUUGGAAACCAGAGUAACUUACAACCCAUCCAAAAUACCAACCGGUGAAACAGACCAAUCACUUAAAAACACCAUGAAAGUGUGUUUCACCAUGAGGCCAUAUAGACACAGCAUAAGAGGUUUAACAGCAAAUAUUAAUUACACCAUAACGCUGGAUGCCAAGCGACAGAAAUAUCGAGCAUAUUUUUCACCCAAAAACCACUUCCACAAUAAUGAUAUGAAGAUUAGGUUUUAUGACGAAACUUGCAAAAGUCAUCCUUUCCUUAUAGACGCUUUCUCAGAAGAUGCUCUGAUCCCAUUGUCCAAUCAGUUAACAUUCACAUUUGAGGGUCUACCAUCUGCCAACUUGAAAAACAUAAGGCCAAUACUGCUGCCGGGAAUAAAGACCACCACAGACCACAAUCUGGAUUUUGAAAUAAAUUGUGGACAUGAUGAAAUUUGUGUUGAUGACCUCAGGAUGGAUUUCAGUUUCUCUGGUUCUACAAAUAUAGAGGUUGGGAUCAUGCAGGAAAUCGAUGUGGCAGUGUUUGUAGAGAACAGAGGAGAAAACUCAUACAACACAUUCUUCACCCUCAACUACCCCUUUGGACUUUCCUACAGGAGAAUCACAUCUAAACAGGGCAGAGUGGAGUGUGUAUCUCUUGACAGUGAGCAAAAAGGUACAUUUGGAGAGACCACCUGCAGCAUAAGCAAGCCCAUCCUCAAGGGCAAUGCUCAGGCUGUGUUUCAUAUUACAUACAGCAUUGAUAAAGAAAGCACCUUUGAUCAAAAGGUCAGAUUUACUGCUAGAAUCAACAGUGGGAAUGACCAACACUCUCAAACCAGUGAAUUAUCCAAAGAGAAAAGCAUUGGUGUCAAAUAUGCCAUGUAUAUUGCCUUAAUAAGGUUAGUGCUUUGGUUCUCUAUAACAGACACUCUCAACUGGAUUUGUUUCAGCACCCAGAUUUGACAAUGAAUGUUACGUUUUCACUUUAUAUUCAAAGUAAAAUCUGGGAUUCUAAAGCAAAACCGAUUGGAAUUUAAUGUUCAAUUUAGACAGGGUUAUAUUUUGUUUGACAUGAAAUCUAAUACAAAAAAUAAAAUAAAAAAUAAAAAACAAAUAAAUAAAUAUGUUGUAUUACACUGUAGUUAUUAAGCUAAUUUGGCCAAGCUAAACUGAUGAAUCUCAUUAGACAAGAAAAUAUUUUGCAUGCUUUAACCAAAUAAAUUCAGACUUGAGUAAAAACAUAACAUAAAAAACACAAAAUAUUAAAUAACUGUUUGAAACACAUUUUUUUCUUUUAUUUUGAAUAAGCAUGAAGAUUCAACCCUCCACAUUAAUUUUACUGCACAGAAAAAUGAUACUGGUAAACCAGUCAAACAGAUACUAAAGGUUGAAAAUGACUUUAGAGAACUAAGUUUCAAAGUUUUUAUCAGAGUACCUGUGAUGUUGGGAGAAAAAUCUAUCUGGACUAAUAAAAACAUACAGAUUCCAGGCUGUGUGAAACAGAGGGAUAAGCGACCUGUCGUAACUGAUUUUGUCGAAGUAAUUAAAAAGGAUCGUGUGGUGAACUGCUCUGUGGCGGUGUGUGCGGAGUUCAGCUGUAAUGUCACUCUCAUAAAGAAUGAAAGGAUGCUCUAUAAUAUAACUGGCAAUGUGAGCUCUGGAUGGAUUGAGCAGACUGGACUCGGAGCUGGUGUUUUUCAGCUGGUCAGUUCAGCAUCUCUGGAUUAUAACCAGAGUAAAUAUGUUUUCUUUUCCUCUGAUUCUCAACAAACUGUACCAUCUGUUCAGAUUAAUACUCAAGUGGAGGUGUACGAGGAGGUGAAUCUGACUAAAGAGAUCGCCGGAGGCAUAAUAGGAGGAUUGCUGCUACUGGCUCUCAUCACAGCUGCUCUCUAUAAGUCUGGUUUUUUCAAAAGCCAUUACAAGCAGCUGCUAGAGAACGCAGAGGAAAGCCCUGAAGAGGGACCAACCACAAAAUAUUUUAACUAAUAUAACAAACCCCUUUAGAUCAACCACAAAAGUGAUGCAUUAAAGAUACAAAUGUGGCUUUACAUGCAAGUGAAAUUAUUUUCUUGGACCAACUUUAAUAAUGAGGUUUAUUACAUGCAUAUGAAUGCAAAUAUUAUUGAGAUACUGCUUGUACAAUAAUCAUAAGCUUUCCGUUAACCAACUCUGUAAUGUCUUUAUUAAAUAAAAGGGCCUGCUGCACAGUUAAAA